Molecule: messenger RNA, 2457 nt
Organism: Oncorhynchus kisutch (coho salmon)
Lineage: Eukaryota; Metazoa; Chordata; Actinopteri; Salmoniformes; Salmonidae
Product: hairy/enhancer-of-split related with YRPW motif protein 2
Exons: 5
Coding region: 337-1341 (334 amino acids)
Biological process (GO): regulation of DNA-templated transcription
Molecular function (GO): DNA binding; protein dimerization activity
Source: RefSeq, a predicted model, not a curated record
ACAUUCCGAGUUCGUGUAAACAGUUCCUCACGCUUUUCGCGGCUCGCGAGUGUCUUUAACAGUACUAAAACGGUGCAGUCAAUUAUCUAGCGAACUUGGUCCAGCGUUGGAGCACAAACCUCUCUCUCCUCAUUGCUCAUUGGCUCGGUGCGUGUUUUUUCUGAUGUGGGUGUUCCCAAGCAGGACGUUGGCAGCUACGCUCCCCUGCAUCUGUGAGGUGAGGCUCCAACGGCUCGUUGGGAAAGCUGUACAAAGGGAAUUGUACACGCACCAGUCAAGUCUACCUGGACGCGCACCCAUCCACGGAACGUUAGUAGAGACAGCGAGUGUAUCACCAUGAAGAGGCCUUGUGAGGAUAGUACUUCUGACAGCGACAUGGAUGAAACUAUUGAUGUCGGCAGUGAGAAUAAUUAUUCUGGGCACAGCAAUGGAUCAUUUAUUAGAUGUGGCUCCCCAACAACAACAACCCAAGUUAUGGCAAGAAAAAAACGAAGAGGGAUCAUCGAGAAGAGAAGGAGGGAUCGAAUCAAUAAUAGUUUAUCAGAGUUACGUCGACUUGUCCCAACUGCAUUUGAAAAACAAGGUUCAGCCAAAUUAGAGAAGGCAGAAAUAUUGCAGAUGACAGUGGAUCACCUAAAGAUGCUGCAGGCCACUGGCGGUAAAGGGUAUUUUGAUGCCCACUCCCUGGCCAUGGACUUCAUGAGUGUGGGCUUCAGGGAGUGUCUGACGGAGGUGGCCAGAUACCUGAGCUCUGUGGAGGGAUUAGACAGUAGCGACCCCCUGCGUGUGCGCCUGGUCUCCCACCUCAGCACCUGCGCCUCCCAGAGGGAGGCGGCUGCCAUGACCUCAUCUAUGGCACACCACCAGCAGGCGCUCCACCCUCACCACUGGGCCGCCGCCUUCCACCCCUUCCCCACCACCUUCCUCCAGCAGAAUGGACUGCCCUCCUCAGACAGUGCCGCCAGCAGACUGUCUGUGGAGGUGCCCCAGCGUGGCUCGGCCCUCCUAACGGCAACCUUCUCCCAUACCGAUUCCUCUCACAGGGCGCCCUCUAAUGGCAGCGUGGCACCCUGCGUCCCCCCGCUCUCCACCUCCCUCCUGUCGCUCUCGGCUACUGUUCACGCUGCGGCCGCUGCUGCUGCUGCGGCCCAGACUUUUCCCCUGUCAUUCCCUGGAGGAUUCCCCAUCUUCACACCUCACAGUGUGAGUAGCACAUCUAUGGUAGCUUCAGCUGUGAGCCCCUCCAUAUCCACCACAUCCACUUCACAGCAGAGCAGAGACAGAGAGAGCAGCAGCAGCAAACCAUACAGACCUUGGGGAACAGAAGUAGGAGCCUUUUAAGUGUUUGACUUUUCAAAGGUCUCAUGGUGACUAGAGGACUUCCAAACUUUGAAGAUAAAGGAACAAGACUGUUUUAUUAACUAUAGCUUGGAUUUUUUGAUGUUCAUGGACUUUUAUUCCACCAGCUUAUUUAAUUUCUGAUUGUGUGCAGAUUCAGAGCAAAUGCAAGUUAUCUUAUAGGAGCGAGAGCGACGAUAAUGAAAUUCACUUAAAAUGUACUAAUGAUUUAUUUUUAUUGAAUAACAACACUCAAAUUGGACCGAUCUAGCUUCUGUCUUUUUCUCCUCCAUUUUCAGUGUCAGUUUGUUUUCAUAAUUUUCUUAACACUGUCACUAGACCAUUUGCUUCCCCAAAAUUGGCUGUAUAAUUCAUAUUAUUAUGACUAUUAUUUUCUGAAUAUGUGAAAUAGAAACAAAAUCCCUUAAAAUAUCCAGCAGAAGUUGUGUUUUGCUCUGACCUCAACUCAGUUGAUUCUCUUGGUGGGGAAAUAAUGUGAUAAACACUCAGAAAGCACCCACUGGACUCAGACAUCAGUUCAAUGUCUACUUUUGAUGUGCAUUUGGUUGAGUUGUCAACCAAAAAUGUUACCAUGUCAUUGGAUUUAGGUUAAAAGUUGGGUGAAAAAUAUACAAAAUUCCCUUACGUUGAUUACUUUUUCAAAUCUAAUCAGUUCUCCACUUUGAUUCAACGUCAUGACAGUGGGCAGUGUCUUUAGGAGUUGUUCUAAUCAGUCAGAUGAAGAACCAAAGGGUUUGGAGAUAAUCAGUCAACGAAUGAAUCGAAGCUGAGUGUUUCUAAUCUCGUCCAUUCAUUUUGUAAAUAUGAGAUGAACUACAAGCUAUAUUGAAGAUAGAAGAAUACACAUUUGAUGGUGCACUUCAAUUUGCUGCUGGAAAGAAGUGACAGGCGCUUUUUCCUUUAGAAAGUACAAAAACAACACAUCAAAUAGCCUAGUACAUCCAACUGCAGUUCAAUGAUACAACUGUAACUUGUUUGGCUUUUUUCUUUUGUAACAGUUGCCUAUGCAAACAAGCCCUCUAGGCCUACUCUACAGAUGUCACUGAUUAAAAACGUUUUUAUAUAAAUAUAUUUGGCCACUCAGAGAAUAUUCUUCUU